Molecule: messenger RNA, 1209 nt
Organism: Dromiciops gliroides (monito del monte)
Lineage: Eukaryota; Metazoa; Chordata; Mammalia; Microbiotheria; Microbiotheriidae
Gene: SUN3
Product: Sad1 and UNC84 domain containing 3
Exons: 11
Coding region: 1-1209 (402 amino acids)
Biological process (GO): nuclear envelope organization
Cellular component (GO): meiotic nuclear membrane microtubule tethering complex; nuclear envelope
Molecular function (GO): protein-membrane adaptor activity
Source: RefSeq, a predicted model, not a curated record
AUGGAGAGAGUGAGGGGAUAUUUGGAUCAGAGAUAUUGCUCAUGGAAGACCAUCCUAAGUAUGAUGUUCUUAUUGACUUUUCUCUUUAUAGGACUGUAUUAUAGUGAAAAUCUGAAAAGCUCAGAAUUACCUAACAUACCAAGACAAUUAUAUGAACUAUUUGCCGAUUAUGGAUCUAAAUUCUACAAUUACCAGGCCAGAAUUCGUAUGGCUAAAAGUAAAAUGGAACUUCUAAGGAAGGGAAAGUACUAUUUGGAAAAGAAUUCCCGAGAAAUUCUGUCCCUGACUAAACAGAUAGAAAUCAUGAAGGCUGUACUUAACGAUUUAAAGAACAAACUGGACAACUACAUUGUGAAUAUUUAUGAAGAUCCCUUUGGAACGCAGGAUGAUUCAGAUAUUCCUGAUGAGGAAAUAAUGACCUUGGUGAAUUAUAUCCUUAAAAGGAUAAAGGAGGAUCAAAUCAAGAUGGCUGACUAUGCCCUCAAAUCUGCAGGUGCCUCCAUUAUUGAAACAGGAACAUCUGAGAAUUACAAAAAUGAUAAAGCAAAGCUAUAUUGGCGCGGGAUAGGAUUCUUAAGUUAUGAAAUGCCUCCUGAUGUUAUUCUUCAGCCUGAUGUCCAUCCUGGGAAGUGCUGGGCAUUUCCAGGUUCUAAGGGUCAUACUGUCAUCAGACUUGCCAGGAAGAUCAAACCAACAGCAGUUACCAUGGAGCACAUCUCAGAGAAGAUUUCUCCCUCAGGAAAUACCCACAGUGCUCCCAAGGACUUUUCUGUUUAUGGACUCAAAGACGAUUGUGAAGGAGAAGAAAUCUUUCUAGGUCAUUUUACAUAUAACCAAAAGGGGACCACUGUUCAAACAUUUAAGCUACAGGAUGGAGUUUCAGAAUCCUUACCAUGUGUGAAACUGAAAAUUCUGAAUAAUUGGGGUCAUCCCAAAUAUACAUGCUUAUAUCGAUUCAGAGUCCAUGGCAAGCCAGAAGAUGAUGGCUUAGGAGAGGCUAUUAACAAAAGCAAGGGACUGACUUCGCACAAUCUCGCAAGACAGAAGCUAGAUCGGCUGGCGCAAGCGCAGUGGCACCGCUUUGGGGUCAAAGGGCGGGAAGCCUCUGGACUCCAGUGUCGCCUUGGCAACCGGCGGAACCCAGAGCUAGGCGCGCGCUUCCGGUGCGGGAAGCCGAGUCGGAGCGGAAAGGGGCCCGCCGCAGUGUAG